UUUUACAGAAACAGUUGCGGUGAGGAUUAAUGGGUGAAGUUUUGUUUGACCUUGAACAAGUUCUCAGGAGCAAACAGGAGAGGUUGACGCCUGCAGAAGCAAAGGUUCUUCUAACAUACAAGUCUAAGGCUGUUAGGGAGUUUACGGUUGGUGCACUUGUAGGAUCUGGUGUUACGUGGUUAGCAACAUGGAGGCUAAAUAAGUUAUUACGAGUCAACCUUUCAGGAGGAGCUGCUAUUGUCUGUGGAUUUUGGAGAUUUACUAGUUCCCUUGAAUCAUGCGUUGAUAGUAUUCUUGGAGUAGAUGGAAGUCGGCUGCAGAAAGAGUUAGCGAACAUAAUAUUCAACAAAUACCGAGAUGAUCCUUGGAGAAUGCAGCUUAUCUCUAAACAUUUUUAUUCAGAGAAAGUUUAUGAUGAUUCAACCUCAGAUCAGCCAAAAUUAAGAUGGCGCUACAAGAACUAUUUUAAUGAUAAUGUUGCUUAUGGUCAAAGAACACAGGAGAGUGACUCUUAUGGUGACUCCCAUACUGACUGUCACAACAAUUCCCACAAUGAGGCCCACAGUGACUUCCAGAAUGACUCUGGCAGCAAAAAGAAUGAUUUGGAGUCUAACAAAGUUCUUGUGAAACCUGAUGUUGAUGCGGUUAUGGAUCCUCUAGAUUGUGUUUUUGGCAAUGCGGCAACAAUGGAGGAGAUUCAUCACCCUAAUAAAUCAAGCACGCCUACCAGGGUACUCUCACGUAACCAUAAAAGAUCUCACCGGCGUCGUCGAAUGCGCCAUCAUGAAGGUUCCCUGGAACCUCAUUAUGCGUAAACAGACCAAAUUGAUUGUCAUGAACAUCGAGGAGGGGAAACCAGAGAGAAAAAGUUGAAACAUCAACAUCGACAUCAUUGAGUUUGUGAAGGUUACGAUUGCAAAUCUGAAUGUUGAACCUUUGUCAGGUACAUUAUUGUCAAUAAAUUCCUUCCUGUUGGGGUGAGAUUGUCUA
Molecule: messenger RNA, 990 nt
Organism: Pistacia vera
Lineage: Eukaryota; Viridiplantae; Streptophyta; Magnoliopsida; Sapindales; Anacardiaceae
Exons: 6
Coding region: 30-815 (261 amino acids)
Source: RefSeq, a predicted model, not a curated record